CUUUGCUUUGGUUGGAGAGGGUUCAAGAUCAGACGAGGUAAGAAUAACGUGUGAGCCAAACGUAAGUCUGUCGUUCAUUCUUUGCCAAAAUAUUGCUUUCAAAAGUUUCAUGUUACAUGGAUGCGGUGGAUGGCGAGAGAGUACGGUAGGAGUUAACAAGUCUCACUCUGCUCACGCUGGACAGAGUCAUCAGGGUGUAAAAUUUAGGACUGCGUUGGAUUUUCGAUAUUGUCGAAAUGCGCGAUUCACGAAUAUCGAGAUAUCGUUUUCUCCAGGACUUGGUGUUAAUCUGUACGAUGUCGGAGGUCUUGUAAACUUUACUGAUUGCGUGUUGGCAGACAACAAGGCGCUUUCUGCAAACAAGAGUUCAGAUGGGUCACUUCAAGAGUUUAUUGAAGAAGGCUUUGUGUAUUCGGGAGGCGGAAUUUACAUGAUUCUCAACCAGUACGGCAACAACGUUGUCAAUGUCACUCCAAGUGAACAUGAUUCCUUCCAACACAACAACACCUACAUCUUCAGGAAUUGCCAUUUUCUCAGAAAUGAAGCUUCCGGUUGGAAUUUAAGUCACAAACACGAUAUUAUUGACGAUCCUGGUUCCCACUUCAGUUUAGGCGGAGGGCUGGCAAUAAAUUUUCGAGGAAAUGCCAGUAACUGCAACAUUACACUCAAGUCUUGCGUAUUCCUCGGUAAUUACGCGGUGUGGGGAGGAGGUCUUCAAAUUCAAACAAGAAAUGAAGUAAAAAACAAUCAUUUUGCAAUAGAAAAUACUUCGUUUCAGGACAAUACCGGUCGUCUAGCCGGAGGAGGUCUGAGGAUGGGCAAUAUACUUCAACGAGGUGCAAGCGACCCUCUGAAUACAUUUACCUGUGAUAAUUGUUCAUUUAUCAGUAACUCGGCGAUCUGGGGUGGUGGGAUGUCGCUGUAUGGAACAUCAGUAUUAUGCCGGAUAAACUGUGCCAAGAACAAGACGCAGUUCACUUUUAAUCGCUCUAAUUGGUCAGGAAAUGACGGGACAGUAGGAGCUGCAUUGGCAACUAUGCUUGCGAACCAAAAUAAUGUGCAAAUUGGACCGGAAAUGCCCUACUCAAUCAGCUUCAAUAACUGUUUAUUUUCAAGCAACCAGGUCGUCAAGUUAGACAAAGGUAUUAGUAUUGGGGAAGGUGCAUUAUUCAGCGACCAAGUGCUGCUCAUAUUUCAAGGAACUGCUUCAUUUAGAAACAACACCAACACGGCGCUGUCCUUAGAUGGGUCAACUGUGGAGAUAUUUGGUAAAAUGAAUUUCACUAAUAACAAGGGGUACAGAGGAGGAGCCGUGGCGAUGCGUGGGCUCUCGAGAGUAAUUUUUCAAAAAACCUCUGAGUUAAUUUUUUAUAACAACUCGUGUGAGAAUAAAGGAGGUGCACUGUAUAUUGAGUCUGCCGGGUCUCCCUUGGUGGAUUUCAAUGCAACCGGUGUUAACACACACGAAUGUUUCUUCGGGUACACAGAUGAAAAAGUAGACUUUAACAAGUGGAAGACAUCUGUAAUCUUUCAAGGCAAUAGGGCGGUCGAUGAUGGUAAAGGAAACUCAGUAUACGCCACGACCCUUAGGUACUGUCGGCGACCCGGAGAAUCUCGACAACACAACAACGUCCUGAAGUGGAAAUUCAUCCACUUCAAAUUCUUGAAUGGGACCGUUACCUCGCGAGAUAGUGAAGUAGCAACCGAUGCGAUAGACAUGAACUAUGAACGAAACGACUGGGAGGUUGCACCGGGUGAAGUCUUCGAUGCAACUGUCAAAUUAAUUGACGAGAUAGGCAACUCCGUCGUUGGAAUAGUCGAUGUUGAUAUCCUAUCAUCGCCAGUUAAGCUCGACACUACUUCGUCCCUGUUUCUUACUGACGGACAUAUAUCUCAUCUCAGGUUGGCUGGAAAACCUGGCAGUUUGUUUACCGUAAGUUUGCGCUAUGUUGGAAGGCAGGUCUUAGUAGAUGCGAUCCCCGACAUCACAAUGCAAAGUUGUCAUGAGGGUUUUAAACCUGAUGGAUCAUCAUGUUCUUGUAUGGACUCUUUAGACGGAGUGGCACGUUGCGACUUGGACGGAAAGACUGUGUACCUUAAGCAGGGCUACUGGGCUGGAAAAGUUGACGGGAAAUUUGUUACACACCGCUGCCCCGCUGACUACUGUAACUAUACAGAGACCGCCAUUCCAGGAGAGUACCAGUACUUCUCUAAACAUGUGUGCAAAGGUAACAGAGACCAGAGCAGCGUACUUUGUGGCCAGUGCAAACCAAGCUAUAGUGUCUUAUUUGGAAACGAAAAGUGCUCAAAGAGCUGUACUAAUCGGUGGCUAUGGAUGAUUAUUCCCUAUGUCAUAGCUCUUUUCAUAGGGACAUGUUUCGUGUUGCUGGUGAAUCCAAAUCUUUCAAGUGGACAUUUAAACGCCUGCUUAUAUUCGUUUCAAAUUAUGAAGAUACUGACUCCACAGGGGUUUACAUUCGACCCCGUUAUCGAGUUCCUGGUCGCCCUUUGUAACCUGCAAAUCCACAUAGGACAUGGCAUCUGCUUUGCAAGUGGUUUAAACAAUGCCGACAAGUUAAUCAUAAUGGCUGCUGUUCCGGUCGUGGAAAUUGUUAUAUUGAUGUUUCUUAAGAUUCUUUACCCCCUCUGGAGAAGAGCUUUGCAAAGACUCUAUGAUAGAUUACAACAAAGCCAGUGUUGUCGAGGUUCUUGUUGCUGCAGGAAUGCUUUCCUGAGAUGGUUAGAAAAUUGCUGGGAGGCAUUCAACGAACGCGGGGAAAAUGGUUUCGCUUAUGCGUUCUGUACCAUCGCCGUUCUGUGCUAUGUUGACAUUACUCGCAUUUCAUUGCAGCUCCUGCAUCCUGCCAAAGUUGGAGAACAGACCGUGUUGUUUGCUGACGGUCAUAUAAAAUUUUUUGUCAACGGCCAUCACAUUUUGUAUGGAAUUAUUGCUAUCGCACUCAUGCUGGGUGUAUUUUGCGUUCCUGUCAUAUUCAUCUUUUUUACGGGCUCAAACCGACAUCUCGAACCUUUACGAGCCUGUUAUAAGACUGGGCGUCAUCCUUUUGUCGCCUUCUACCUUGGAUGUCGCGUCCUUGUCUUAGUAAUCAGCACUUACGUGCCAGAUGGCCCUUUGAAAAGUGCUUUGCUACAAUUCUGCUGCUUUCUUUUCUUGUUUACCAUUGCGGUUGCAAGACCUUAUAGAGAAGGUGCACGUGGUAAUGAAGCAGAAAAUCAAGGUGAGGCAGCUGACGAAACUGUGCAAAACCGGUGGAUAAACGAAUCAGAUCUUACAAUCCUGACGACACUGGGCGCCAUUGUAGUUCUGAGUUCCCCCAUCAGCAGUGGUGUCUCCAAAAGUAUAGAAAAUGGCUUAACAGUGUGUGUUAAGAUAUUGGCGUACGCCCCUUUAGUAAUGGCGGCCCUUCCAUACACCCUAAAAGCGUUCGACGCAUUACGUAGUACAAGAAGUGCUCAGGUUCCGGAACCAGGAGACGGGCCUAGCGAACCGGAUAGGGAUUUGACUGAGCGCUCACCACUGCUAGACAGCGUGCAGCAACAAGGUGUAUCAGAUCCACAUUUGGAAGGGCGUGCACCACUGACAGGUGACACACAACAUCGUAUACCAAACGAAUCAGAUAUACAGCUUAACCCGCGUAUACUAAUGUUACAAGGAGACAACUCCGAAUCCAGAUUUGUCACCGCUGAGGAAGAACAGGAUGUAUGGAAGACAGCCGCCGAAAGCCUCACGUCAGAGGAUGUAUAAUCGCACAAGACAAACCUUACUUUUGUUUUGGACUGUCUCCGGAAUCUGAUGAGUGUCCUACGUACGGAUGUGAAAGGAACUGAAACAAUUGCUCGUUCAUCUUUGUCGACGAAAUUAGGAAUUUCUAAUUUGGGGCCCAGUCCAAGGAUUCUGGUAUAAGCGAAGUUUGUGCGACAAGUGGCGGACUUAUGAGGGAGAUGCUAAUAAAGAAAUUAUUACCUCGAUUGACAAUUACGCUGGGAACUCGGUCUAAGUAGAUUGAUAGUAGCCGAAUUUAUGAAUUAUUGAUAGUGCCGGAUCAUGAUCUCCACACAAAGAGACUUGUGUGGUGGUGCAUGAUUGCACUGCUAACUAUAAAAGUGCCUUAUAUAAAAUAGGAAAUGAUAUAAACAGGAACUGUGUCCGAUUGCAGCAUUUUCAUUAGCAUACAAAUAGUAUUCUACCAGCAUACCAUUAUGUGUUUUACAAGUUACUCGAGUUGGCCCUCCAUCAUCCCAAAUUAGUAGGGAAAAUCCCCGCGUUCCCACCCAACAAGGGAUAUUAUUUCCUUGACUUUCUGUUCUAUAUCAUCUUCGUUUAACUGAUAAUACGACAAACAAUGAUUUGACAUUUAUAUAUCGCUAUGACGUUAGAAUUCUAAAGCGUAGGAAUUAAGUUUAGUUCCUUAGUGGAUGCUUUUUCCAAAAAACAGAACAGUUUUAUAACACGAUAACUCAAGAUUAAGAUUGCUUCUAUGCGUAUGCUAUGAUUAACCAGCGACAUUUUGUAGACUAUGAUUUUUUAUUUUGCAGUGAAUAAGUAUGUAGAGGUAUCAAAUAAGACUUGAUGUUAUUUUUCUUGAUAUUUUAUACGUUCUUAUUCUUUUCUUCAAGUUACUUAUUAUGUUAUCUAUUUUUAAGAAAAACUGGUGUGAUGUCUCGCGAUUUUUAUUUCGCGACAAAACUAACUGUAAAUGUAGAUGCAGAUACGUAUUGCGCUAGGUUUGCACUAGGGCUUGGGGGUUCAAGGUGUGGUCAACACUAUCCACUGGAAUAAUUAAUCACUCGAUAGUAUAUUUAGAUUAUUCUUUAAGCGGAUAGCUUUGUCGAUACAUUGCUUUAACAGUCUUUUUUUUCUGACACCUCUGUAAAAUUAAUGUUUGUGAGCGUUUGAAUUAAAAUUGAAUUGAAUUGAAUUGUAUUGAACAACAGUAGCUAAACGUAAAGAUUCAGAAAGUAGCGCGAGCUGGGAAGUAGCGCGAGCUUUGCACUAGUGAGCUCAGCUCACUAGUGCAAAGUUAGAGUGCCAGGAGCAAACUAUACUGGCGGAUCGCACUGGGCAUACCAACUAUGGGGUCCGGAGUCAUGCUCUUCCGGAAAUACGCAUAUCUUCUAGAAUGUUUGGGAAUAAAUCUGAAACUGCUUCGCGAUUUAGAAUUCACACCAUCAGACAGCAUCGCAGUUUGGGCAUGUUGGGCAUGCGUAUGUAACUCAAUCAUAUUACAUUUGACGAAAUAAAUGGAUUCAAAUUUGACCCGUCUUUUUAAAAUCUCUGUUAGAUUUCUUGAGUAAUUCCCUCUUUCACUCGUCUCCAAAUCAAGGGAUUCUCUCCCUCUCCCCCUCCCCCCUCAACAUCUUCAGGAUCUCUCUCCACAUCUUUAGGAUCUUUCCCAUUGGGCGAUUAAUAGUGACCGGUUUUAGUUUAACCCCGUCCUUUCAUACCAGAGUUAAAAACCUUGUGCCUGCUUGUAAUUCUAUCCCGUUGCUGCACAUUAUGGAGCCAUCUGCAGUGGGCUUACAAGACAUAUUCGGCUCUCUCAAAAAUUACCAUUAGUCUUGUCUCCACCAAAUUUUCAUUUUGUAAAAGUCUCCAAACCUAAAAAAAUCAACAAAUUAUUUGCUAACCGCAAAAUUUCCACCAGAAAGGAAACUAAACACAUGCUGAUCGCGGCGAAACAACUUAAACGACCUUUUCCUUAAAGUAAAUAGUUCUACAAGCUUUUAUAAUAAUUCUCAGCUCGAUCAAAUACCGUCGGCACUUUUAAUAUGAAACUGAUGGCAGAUAUUUUUGCAAAAUAAACACAGAAUUUCCCCACAGAGGGGGGCCCUAACUCUGUCGAGUCCACCCGAUUUUGGCAUGUGAGUUAUGCCUUUUGGUAAAAUUCAGGAACUUAGUUAUCACAUCUCUGGGUGUCGCUGCUGUUCAAAGAGAUGCAUCGGUAAGGCAUUUCAUUAUUAACUUACACAGAGCACGUGAAAAGUAGGAAUAAAGUUUGUUGAUGGAGCUAUAAAAAUGAGUACUUGUGUAUACUGGGUAGGAAAGUUGGAUGGUGGAUUAAAAGGAAUGUACGGGAAAUGCUACGUAAAAGAUAAACCAAAUAACCAGUUCUAGAUCUGCUAUGAAGUAAAAAGAGAGCAUCAUUGGAAAGUUGGACGGUGGAUUGAAAGGAAUGUACGGGAAAUCCUACGUAAAAGAUAAACCAAAUAACCAGUUGUAGAUCUGCUAUGAAGUAAAAAAAAAAAACCAUCAUUAUUAACAAUACCAAUAAAGGCCGACGCAAUAGUGCAUUGGCUUUGAAAGCCAGUACUCAAAAAGAUAGUCCUUAGACCAGUAUUUUCCGGAAAUAUUUAUUGCAUGAGCCUGUUAACUGGCUUCAUGGAGUUCAUAGGGUGACCUCACUGCCCGAUUUAUCAUACCGAGCUUAGUAAAGACAGUAAAUAGUACGCAAAUGCGAUGCAAAUAAUUUUGCGAUUGUUUUAAACCAUAUUGAAUUCCACACCUGAAAAGUUAUUUUCAUAUAGAUCAUACAAGGA
This is a messenger RNA of Orbicella faveolata, 6558 nucleotides long. RefSeq lists its product as uncharacterized. Lineage: Eukaryota; Metazoa; Cnidaria; Anthozoa; Scleractinia; Merulinidae. The record is from RefSeq and is a predicted model, not a curated record.